CACAGACAUGUUGACAGAAUGAACAGAAAGAGGAGGGCAGAGGGAGUGAGAGAGAAGAGUGAAAGAGACUGGAUAUAUUUGAUCGUGUGGGUGUGUGAAGUAUCAGGGCAUGCAUCAUAAUUGUGGCUUUUUCUUGGAGCAACUGGACAAGUCACUGCAUCAGCAGGAUAUCAGUAGACCUGAUCAAAGUGUGUUAAAGCAGUGGAGUUGUGUGCGCGACAAAAUGGAAAUUGUUUUGUUUCUGCUGCAUCGAGGAUUAAAUUAACGGGGAGUACCAAAAUACUUUCACUGAAGUGGUGCCAAAAAUGAUGUAUGGAAAAUUAUGAUGUGUCUGCAGUGUCAAUAACCAAGAACUAGAGUGAAGAAUUUAACUGAGAUGGCUGUCAGCCCAAUCAUCAUCUGCAUCCUGUCAUUAAUUGGAUAUGGCUCAUCACAGCCUACUCCUCCUCCUCCCCGGGGAUGUGGUGUGGAUGUUGAUCCCCCUUACAGAGUGCUGUGUGACCUAGAGUCGGCAUGGGGUGUUGUCCUGGAGGCUGUGGCCUGCAGCGGUGGCCUCACUUCUCUGGUCCUCGCUGUGCUUCUGAUAGUCAAGCUCAGAGUCGUUUCUGACCCUGCCAGGCACUCCGGCCUGGGACCGCUGCUCCUGCUCCUGGGCACUCUACUGGGGCUGUUUACCAUCUCCCUGGCCUUCCUGGUGGGAAAGACCCAGGUCCUUUGUGUGGUACGCAGGGCUUUUUGGGGACCCCUCUUUGCUCUUUGCUUCUCCAGCUUGCUUGUGCAGGGUGUGAGGCUCAGGAGGCUGGUGGCUGGAAAGACAAGCCCAUCGGGAAGCACCCUGGCUGCACUCGGUCUGGCCUUGGCUUUGGUUCAAGGAAUAAUCUCUGCUGAAUGGGUUCUGCUGACUGUAGUUAGAGAGGGUCACCCAGCCUGUGAAUAUCCACCUUUAGACUUUGCUUUGACCUGCAGCUACACUUUAGGCCUCCUUCUCAUAGCCAUGGGUCUUUCUCUGGGGGUGGUGCUGUGUGGAGGAGAGCUGGCAGCUGAAGCAGGAGAUGGCAGUGAUGAAGACAGAGAAGGGGAAAGUGACAAACGAAGAUGGAAGUGCAACGCCGUCUGGGUCUUUCUGUCCAGUUUGGCAUCAGCAUUGCUAUGGGUAGCCUGGCUGGGGUUUUAUCUGUAUGGAAGCCAAGCAUUGAGGGGAAAAGGGAACAGAGAUAAGGGAGGUGGAAAGAAGGAUAUUAAAGUGUUGGAUGAGCCUGCACUGGCUGUGGCCUUGGUGAUUCAGGGCUGGAUACUGCUGCUGUUCCAUGCAAUUCCAGAGUCUCACCUGUGUCUCCAGAAACCUUCACAAUCCAACACACAAGAUUUCUUUGACACCAGUCAUACUUCUUCUGCCCCACAUUUUGGAGAUGAGCUCCCUGCACAUUCUCACCAGGCCUUCCAAGAGAACCAGGCCUUUUCAAUGGAGGAGCAUGGUACAACCCUCCGAAGUGGAACAUACCAUGGCGGCCAUGGGACUGCCCGUCCUGGCAUCGCCUUCAGAGGCCAUGUCUACCAACCCACAGAGAUGGCCUUGGUCAUGAAUGGAGGCACAAUGCCAACGGCCCCAAUUAACUACACGGGACGGCGUUUGUGGUAAUAAAAAGCGAGACUUGAACACUCCAGUCAAAUAUGCGAUGUAGAAGAAUUUCCUAAGAAGAAGAAGUGCUUAAAUGUGUUUGUGUAUGAAUUUUACAAUUUAAAAACAAAUCAAUUGCUUAACUUUACUUCGUUGCCUCUUAAUCAGCAGGUGAAAUCAUGACAAGAGGAAAAAGUGAUGCUUGUACAAUAUUAACAAAAAGUGAAGGAGUUCUUAUUGGAUGCUGAAAAUGUGACUUAAAGAUAGCUGUAAUGAAGGAAAAUUACUAAAUGUGUUUUUGUUGGAUCAUAAGAAUGUUAAAAAUGAUGAACUAAACACGUUUGCCA
This is a messenger RNA of Melanotaenia boesemani (Boeseman's rainbowfish), 1965 nucleotides long. RefSeq names its product G protein-coupled receptor, class C, group 5, member Bb (gene gprc5bb). Bases 377 to 1639 code for a protein of 420 amino acids. The transcript has 4 exons. The record is from RefSeq and is a predicted model, not a curated record. Gene Ontology annotation, biological process: G protein-coupled receptor signaling pathway. Gene Ontology annotation, cellular component: plasma membrane; signaling receptor complex; intracellular membrane-bounded organelle. Gene Ontology annotation, molecular function: protein kinase activator activity; protein kinase binding; G protein-coupled receptor activity. Lineage: Eukaryota; Metazoa; Chordata; Actinopteri; Atheriniformes; Melanotaeniidae.